Molecule: messenger RNA, 6023 nt
Organism: Paramisgurnus dabryanus
Lineage: Eukaryota; Metazoa; Chordata; Actinopteri; Cypriniformes; Cobitidae
Source: RefSeq, a predicted model, not a curated record
UAUUUCAGUGUAUAGGAGGGAGUUUUUGUGAGGGAAUCCUUGGUUGUUUGUUUUUUGUGGUAGGUCAGAUAGGUUACUAUUGGUCAGCUGUAGGAUGAAAUCAAAUAAUUAGGAUUGAGGGUGUGGUGAACUAAAUAUGAAUUGUCUAUUGAAAAUCCCAUGCUGCUCCAACAAUAAUCUGAUUAUGGUCCAUUGUCCAUAAUGGUUAUGGCCCUAAAUGUCAUUUUGUGUAAAGACUGAGUGUACUGGAAGUAGUUUGACGUUUAUUGACUGUGUUUAGAUGAACAGAUGACUACAGACAGAGGGCGCUAGAGACAUUUGGAGGAAAACUGAGAUAAUAGGGAGAGAGAGAUCCUCACAUGGACAUAAGCAUGACUUUGUUGAACAGAAGCUUUAGAAUGAAACGGCAUCUUGUGGCUUAGAUGUAAUCGUGACUUACAGUGAGAAUAGAGAUGGGUUCAAAGUAAUAAUAAUCACAGAAUACACACAUCUGAAAAAAGAAAAAUUGUUAUUUAUAUGUAAUGCAUAAAGGAUUAUGGUUUAAUUGCACAUUUUUAUUGUCCUCAUAAAUAGAUAUGUGAUAAAAUGUUUUGUGCUUUUUCUGAGAAUAUAACUAUCUUAUGAAUAUACUAUAUGUUCCUCAAAUAAUCAUUAGCCAGUGUUAUGGUUUUGUCUAAAGUCCAACUGAUGCUUUUGUGAAAUAGAAAGCUUAUUGUCAGUCCGCCCAACCCCUUUUGGUCUUUUGAUCAGUAAUUCAACGGAGAGGACUCAUCUCCUCAUAUAAAAUAAAUUGCCAUCCCUCACAUGCACACACAUACAUGGCCUCACCCCUCCUCCCCUGUCACUUCUCUGUAUUGAAUGUUAGCUCCACCCUCUCUGAGGCAGCUACUGUUUCUGUCACAUGUGAUGUCAGAUUGAUUGAUUUAUCAGAGAGAGAGGGAGAAAUACAGGGAAUGAGGCAGAACAUUAGCAGCUGAGCCUUGAGUGAGAAGACAGACUAUUGCCAAUCCAUUUAAGAAUUAGCAUAUCUGUCACAAUAUACAUGAAAUAGUUGGCUACUCUGGCAACCAACACACUAUUAAUCCACUUCCUUUCUGUUCUGGCAGGAGCUGCAUGCUGCACCAUAACAAGGCUCCUUGGAGAUAGAGGAAUGCAAAUCUGCAAUCAUGAUGGAAGGAUUGAAAAAACGCACCAGGAAAGCUUUCGGGAUACGGAAGAAAGAAAAGGACACUGACUCUACGGGGUCACCAGACAGAGAAGGAGGAGGAUCCCAGAAAAAGACUAACGGGGCUCCAAAUGGGUUCUAUGGAGACAUUGAUUGGGAAAGAUACAAUUCUCCAGAAGUAGAUGAAGAAGGAUACAGCAUCAGGCCAGAAGAAGAGGAGGCAGCAGCUGUAAAAGAAAAGACUCACUUUUUCUCCUCUAGUGAGUCUGAAGAAGAGGAGGACCAUCGCAAAAAGUUCAAGAUCAAAAUCAAACCCCUACCGGCAGACGCUAGCAUUGCAGCACCAUCGGUAGAUGAAUUAAAAGCCUCCGUAGGCAACAUAGCUCUGUCUCCUUCGCCUCUGAGACGUAGCCCGAGUCUGGCAAAGAGAAAUGCACAUAGUGAUGAAAUUGCACGGCCCAGACGUGUUGUGCCGACGCCUGUACCAGCUCCUGCGCCCUCCCUGACACGUGCACCUGCUUCUGCACCUGCUCCCGAGCCUGCUAGUCGUAAGAAAUCACCAGUGCCAGAGGAUGCAACAGCCUUAUUUGGUCCACCACUGGAAACAGCCUUUGAUGAGCCGAAGACCAGUGAAGAGGAACCUGAGGUUUGGGGUGCACCCCUGCCUGAGAAACACCUAGACUCCUCUCUGUCAACAACUUUUACUACAGGAACACUGCCUCCGCUUCCGCCUAAGAAUGUGCCGACCUCCCCCCCUCCAAGUGAAUCUCCUGAUACAGAACCUUCCGAUGCGCAAAAAGAAGAGGAUGGUUCGGGGCUGGCCACACAGAGGCCUUCAAUAGCUGAUCUGGACAAUAUAUUUGGUCCAGCAGAUUCUCCAAACCCUGUUCAGGAUGCCGGAGACAAGUGGGUCUGCUUCAGUGACGCGUCACCAAAAAAACACCCUCCUUCAGAGGGAGAGACUGCACCUCCAUUCCACUCCUCUCCACCUCCCCCAGCAGAACCCGCACCCCCAUUACCUAAAUCCCCACCUUUAUCAGAGGAGUUCAGCCCUGCUGUACAAAAAUCACCAACUUCUCAUACUGAGCCUGCACCUUCUCUUAGGAAUAGCCCACCACUUUCAACACUUCCCCCUAUUCCCAAAGACACUUCUCCUUCUCCUCCAACUGUCCCACCUCCUCCAGUUGAAGAGGCUCCACCUCCACCAACUUCAGAUGAUCCUUUCCACUCCCCCACAGAUUUUUUACCACAUGCUCCUCCAAUGGAGACGCAAGCAAACUCAACCAAUAGCCAACAAGCUGCUGUAGAGACAAGUGCACGUACAAUCCCCCUACCCUUGGUUCUAAACCAGGAGGACAAGAGGAGCCCAGAGGAAACCCCAUCAAAAGAGGACCUGAGUGAGAGCAGCACUUCACCCAAAGAGAUUGGUCAAGGACCACGUUCGACACCACCCCCUCCCCCACCUCCCACAUACAGGGCGGUAGUAUCAUCCCCAGGGCCUGUCCCUCCAACUGGCACAGGCGGAAAUGAAAGUGGCUCCUCCUCCCCUCCACGUCCCUCAACACCAUUGGCUACCAGCAGCUCCCCUCCUCCCCCUCCACCACCAAGGCCACCAUCACGACCCAAACUGCCUCCUGGGAAACCAAGCGUAGGAGAUGUGAAUCGGCCAUUCAGCCCCCCUGUACACUCGGCGAGUCCCCCUCCAUUGGCUCCCCUGGCUCGGGCGGAGAGUACCUCUUCCAUAUCCUCAACCAACUCACUGAGCGCUGCCACCACACCUACAGUCGGUAAAGAGCUCUCCGUGUCUGUGUCAGAAGAUGAUGCUUUUAUAGACAAACUUCCCAACUUUGAGAGACGGGCAGACAUGCCAGCAGAGACAGACCAGCCCUCCCUCGUUUGGUUUGACAGAGGCAAGUUUUAUUUAACAUUUGAAGGCUGCUCUCGAGGGCCCAGUCCCCUCACCAUGGGAGCCCAGGACACACUGCCUGUAGCGGCAGCUUUUACAGAGACAGUGAGUGCCUACUUCAAAGGAGCUGACCCUAAUAAGUGUGUGGUGAAGAUCACUGGAGAGAUGGUGUUGUCCUUCCCGGCAGGGAUCACUCGGCAUUUUGCGAAUAACCCCUCGCCUGCUGUGCUAACCUUCAGCAUAACCAACUACAGUCGACUGGAGCACGUCCUCCCAAACCCUCAGUUACUGUGCUGUAGUGACACCACGCAGUCUAAUCCAAACUCAAAAGAGUUCUGGGUGAAUAUGCCAAACCUGAUGACCCAUUUAAAGAAGGUGGCAGAACAGAAACCACAAGCAACAUACUACAAUGUAGACAUGCUGAAAUAUCAGGUGUUACCGAAAGGUCUACAGUCCACUCCUUUAAAUCUGGCAGUAAGCUGGAGGUGUGAGCCCACCAGUACAGAUCUGAGGAUAGACUACAAAUACAACGGUGGGGCAAUGACUACUCCUGUCGCCCUUAACAAUGUUCAGUUUCUCAUCCCAGUGGACGGAGGAGUGUCGAAACUGCAGGCUGUGCAUCCCACAGCUGCAUGGAAUCCAGAGCAGCAGAGAAUCUUGUGGAAAAUUCCAGAUAUUUCACAGAAAUCUGAAAAUGCAGGAGUGGGAUCUCUACUGGCUCGUUUCCAGCUCACUGAUGGUCCCAGUAAGCCCGCUCCAGUGGCAGUACAGUUCACCAGUGAGGGCAGCACUCUGUCAGGCUGUGACAUUGAGCUUGUUGGCCUUGGAUAUCGCUUUUCACUCAUCAAGAAGAGAUUUGCAGCAGGAAAAUACAUGGCAGACAACUGAACAACAUCUUGCAAGUCUGCAUAUUUUGGACCAACUAUGACAAUUCAAAACACAGGACAGACCACAACCCUGACUUGUACUUGACCUUACGGGUGAACCUUUGUAGAUGUACAAUACAGGUGGACCUCACACACUCCAGCAGUAUUAAAUGAGUUGCAUUACACAAAUGUGGACCGUUUUAGGGUGUACUACUUUAUAUUUGUGAACUGUAUUCACAUCUGUAUUACUGCAGUUAAAUAGCCCGGGUUUGUUCGUAAGGUUUAGCCUCUAUUUCUGUCCGAUGUGGUGUUGGCUGUGCCUGAACCUGAAUUCUCUGUAUCCCACUUUAAAUGUGGUACACAAAUGUAAUGGUUUUAUUACUCUGUGCAUUAGGCUUGUCAAAGGUAUCACAUUUCAAAACAAUGUAGGUAGGAAAUGAUCUAAAGUUCUUAGUGAGGAUAAAAACCGGCUCUGUUUAAAACAUACUGUAAUUGAGCCGUCCGCCACAAGAUGGCGCUGUAUUGUUGCAUGUCUGAACAGGAUUUGAUAUUGCUCAUGAAUAAUUGGUCAUGUAAAAAGAAUUCAGGAAUCUCACCUUUUAAUUUAGUACAUUCAGGUUAACUUAAGGAUUGGAAAACAAUAGAAAUUGUAUUAUGUCAGGAUUUUUAAAAAGCAAUGGCUUUAAAAGUCUCCUGCUUGUAAUAGACAAAAAAAUUUCCCAAGAAAAAAGUCAAAUAUAAAUUGAUAAUAUAUAAAUAUAUAUCUUGAAAGCCGUGAGUGUUUUCUUGUACUAUUAAAUAGCCUUUCUGUUGUUCCCAAGGGAACAGUGUAAGACAUCAGAGUACAUUUACGUCAUUCUAUUUUUAUUUAUUCAUGAUAAUUUGUUGUAAAAAAACAAACAAAAUAAAAGAUACACUGUAUAUGAAUAGACUUUGAAUGGUAUCACGAUUUAGGACUUUUUGUUAUUUGUGUAGUUGGUUAAGGCGUGUACAGUAUAAUGCUGAGGUAUAAUUUUUACAUUUAUUUCAGAUGGAAUUUUUUUAACUCAAGUGCAAAAGAAAAUUUAUGCUAGGCUAUAUAUGGGUCAGGGUAAACAUUUAAAAACUGAAACGGGAUACUAUAUCUACCUAGAUGCAUCAAGCUUAAUGUUAUUACAGUGUUAUGUAUAGCAGCACUACUGUAUUAGUUACAACAUGGAUUGUCAGCUUUCGUUUAUUCUUUAUACAUUCAUGCAAAUGUGUUUGUAUUCAGCCUCUACACCCCACAGCACAUACUGUAUUCCCGAGCAUGAGCCCAUAUCCCACCACCCCUGCGCUUGAGAACAUCUUUAUUUCGCAAAUGGUAACGGUCUCUGUGAGAUGACGAGGUUUUUUUGAGUGGUUAAAUGACCAAAUCACUUUUUUCUUUCUUUUUUUCCGUUUGUUUGUGUAUAUCCAGAAUUGUCCUGUAAGAGAGAAAAUAAGCUGAAUAUUUUUUAAAUGUUAAAACUUAUGAAUAAAGUGAAAAAUAUUGUUUCUUGUGGAAAAAACGAAAAGAUAAAAAACACUGUGUUACUGUUUAACUUUCCGGAUGCUCUGAUGUUUAAUGUCAAGAACAAACAUGACUCGGUUACAUGGAUCUUUGAGUGUCUGAUGUAGACGUCGUGAUGGCUCUGAGAGAUUACUGGUGCUUUGUGAUUCAUAGGUUUGUCUCCAUCUGCAUUAAGACUGCAUUGUAUAUUUUCUGACCACUGUAACUAUAAAGGGUUUUUAAUUGCACUGAGAUAUAAAUCUAAGAAAAACUCCUAUGAAUUCAAUUCAGUGUAGUGCUUAAAAAGUACAGUAUGUCUACAUGGUUCAAAGUGAAAUGUCGGUCAGAUGCUCAGACGUAAGAAAUCUCAUGUAUGUGGAUGUGUGUGAAUGUAGCAUUAGUGUGAAGCGGAGUUUGUGAGUGUGCUUGUAUAUGUGUGUGCGCGCGCGUGCUGUCUGGUAACUGUACACCAUCUCUUCCCAGCGACAUGUGCAAGCUGUGUUUGUACAAAUACUAUUGAAGAUCUGAGAUACUGAGAUUACUUUGCUCUUUCCAAAACAAUAAAAUAUAUAAGCC